Messenger RNA from Pecten maximus, 6919 nucleotides. RefSeq names its product probable G-protein coupled receptor 139. Lineage: Eukaryota; Metazoa; Mollusca; Bivalvia; Pectinida; Pectinidae. Bases 50 to 1165 code for a protein of 371 amino acids. Gene Ontology annotation, biological process: G protein-coupled receptor signaling pathway. Gene Ontology annotation, molecular function: G protein-coupled receptor activity. The transcript has a single exon. Gene Ontology annotation, cellular component: plasma membrane. The record is from RefSeq and is a predicted model, not a curated record.
AUUAUCAUCAGAGCUGCUACACUUCAACAAAACCCCUGGCUAUCCAAACAUGACAAAUGCUACGGGGAACGAUACAGAGUAUGUCUAUGACUACUUGUACGACGCCAGCAUUUACGAGAAAGGAGACCUCCUCUACUACAUCCUCUACCCUAUCCUCGUUCCUGUUGGGGUCAUCGGCAAUUCAAUCUCUUUCGUCAUCCUCAUACAACUUUCACAGUCAUCUUCCUUCUUCCUUUACUUAUCCAUACUGUCGCUGUCUGAUCUGGCGUUUAUCAUCGUUGGGGCGAUGAUUGGGUGGAUUGAAGUCCUCGGAAACAAUCUAUUCUAUGAAGAUAUAUCAUCGUUCUUAUGCUCAGCGAGAUAUACCCUGGUUUUUGUUUUCUCCCAGUUCUCAUCGUGGAUCAUCGUUGCUGUCACCGUAGACCGUUUCAUUGCUGUUUGCUUUCCAUUCAAAGUGACGGAGUAUUGCACAAGACGGCGUACAGUGAUGACUUCACUGCUUCUGUUUCUGAUUAUUUUUGGCAUUAAUUUUCCGAACAUUUGCUUCAAGUGGGAAAAUGACAAAUGUGUUUAUCCAGAAAUAACAUUUGAAUACUGUCUCCAAUAUAGCAUCAUGAUAGAUUUGAUGGUUUAUUUUGUUGUUCCUGUUUGUUUGAUAUGUGUCCUAAACAUCAUCACACUUCGGAUGCUGUACAGUGCGUUGCUUAGAAGACGCAGGCUUGUAAACCGGAACCGGAAGAAGAAUGACAGCGAUGGUACCAAGUCGGCAGAUGAAGAUUCUACCAAACAAACGAUCUCCAUGCUGUUCGUUGUAUCAGGGGUAUACGUCAUCACCUCUCUGCCAAUGGCCUACGGUAGUAUGCUAGCAUGGAUGGAAGGUGCCCAGUAUAACACAGAUGCAGAUACAUAUCUUGUGAACGUUAUAUUGGAAUUGUCCAAUACCAUCAACCACUCCGCUAACUUCAUCCUUUACGGCAUAUCUGGUAGUACGUUCAGACAAAAGCUAUUUCAAAUGUUGCGUAUUUGUCAAAGCAGACAAGGAGAUGGAAAGAAUUCAUCUGUAAUUCGUUCUACGAAUACCGCCAGCACCUCAGCAGAUGACAGAAACAGAUCGGAGGACAUCGCAAAUAUCGACGUAAAAGAUGUUCAAUUACAGACACUUUAAUUACAUUUGUUUGCAUUAAAAUAGACAGCAUCGAUACUCCGGUGUUGACGUUCACUUUCGGUAUCUGCUCCCUUAUGUCAUACUAAAACUGAAGUCCCAGCCACCAGCUCGAUAAGGCAAUGGCGGGGUUCAAUACCGUUUAAUUUUCUGGCUUAAUCAGCUUAGUUCAGAUUCGUUUUUCCAUGUCACGAAUAAAUACAGUUAAUAGCUAUUUUUGUGCCUUUGACUUUGUAUGACAUAUUGUAUUGAUUCAGAUAGCGAACGUGAAUGUAACUUUGGAGUAUUGAGAAUGGAAAGCAGUACAACCAACCCAGUUAUUUAAACAGAUUGGAAAUUUGUUCAUACCGUUCCAAUGAAAAUGUACACUCAUGCAGACUAAUCAAUCGGCUGAAGUACAUGAUGUGACAUUGAUAUGGUGUUACUGAAUUAUAGAAUGUGAUAUCGGUAUGAUAUAACUUGAGUUCAGGAUGUGACAUUGGUAAAGUGUCACUGAAAUACAAGAUGUGACAUUGGUAUGGUGUUACUGAAGUACAGGGUGUGACAUUGGUAUUGUGUCACUGAAGUACAAGAUGUGACACUGGUAGUGUGUCACUGAAGUACGGGAUGUGACAUUGGUAUUGUGUCACUGAAGUACAGGAUGUGACAUUGGUAUUGUGUCACUGAAGUACAGGAUGUGACAUUGGUAUUGUGUUACUGAAGUACAGGGUGUGACAUUGGUAUUGUGUCACUGAAGUACAAGAUGUGACACUGGUAGUGUGUCACUGAAGUACGGGAUGUGACAUUGGUAUUGUGUCACUGAAGUACAAGAUGUGACACUGGUAGUGUGUCACUGAAGUACGGGAUGUGACAUUGUUAUUGUGUCACUGAAGUUCAGGAUGUGACAUUGGUAUUGUGUCACUGAAGUACAGGAUGUGACAUUGGUAUUGUGUUACUGAAGUACAAGAUGUGACAUUGGUAGUGUGUCACUGAAGUACGGGAUGUGACAUUGGUAUUGUGUCACUGAAGUACAAGAUGUGACAUUGGUAGUGUGUCACUGAAGUACGGGAUGUGACAUUGGUAGUGUGUCACUGAAGUACGGGAUGUGACAUUGGUAUGGUGUAACUGAAGUACGGAAUGUGACAUUGGUAGUGUGUCACUGAAGUACGGAAUGUGACAUUGGUGUGGUGUAACUGAAGUACGGAAUGUGACAUUGGUGUGGUGUCAAUCAAUUACUUGACAUGUAGGUAUUAUGUGAUCAGCCUUUAUACAUUACCUUGUGUUGUGUAUCCCUGAGACUGGAGGUACGCUCUCUGGGGUUGAUACCCCAUUUGUGGAGCCUGUCGAUAGCCACUUUGGGGUCCUGCUUCAUAUUUAGGUAAAGGUUCAUUGGGGUAAGCAGAAGCAGACUCCCCGGGUUGCAGAAUAGUCUGAUAUGAAAAUUGAGUUCCAUUUCCAGUCUUUUUACAAAUCAACUAUAAAUGGAAAUCAUUAAUUAGUAAAACAGCUACUUUGAAAUGUCAUAAUUUUCAGAAGUAAAAAGUAUAAACUGUGAAAUUCAGAAGACGUCUAUUUACACUGAAGAUGUAUCGCGUGUUUAUAUUGAUUGCUUGGUCUGUCUUAACCAUUUAUUCAUUUUACAACAAUUGCGAAACCGGGCCGCCUAGGUGAACAGCAAAUGUGUUAUCACUGUGCCACCCGAUCCCCUAGGUAUUCUAUUGCGAUCGUGAUACAUUAAAAAUAGAGUUCAAAGAAAGUCCAACCAACCAAAGUAACAGAUGAUGCUUUGCAGAAGAUAUUUGUGAAAUUCAAAUUGAUUUUCGUCCGAUUGUAGAUUGUAUUUGAUCCUAUGGCUACAAGUUCAAUAUCGAGACUAAUUAUUGCUUUUGUGAUUUGUGACAGUAGAAAACAGCUGCUGUUUUUGAUCAGAGAGGACCGUGUCAUAUUCACAUAUUCAAGCAACGAACAGUGGUUGUCAUGUUGAUAUAGUCGAUGAGACAGCAAGAUGAAUGGGGCAAAUGUCAUGGGAACCCUUAAGGACACCUAUGCUGUACUUUCCCACCAUACUUCUUGCUGUUAUAUCGACUAUAUCACCAUUGAAACCACUGUUCAAUGCCAAUGUUCACAUUGUCAUACUAUUUUCCCCAGCUUUGAAAAAUAGAAAAAAAAAUCCCUCGUAUCUAACAUCACGUGAGCCACAGGGUGUUAUAGGCGUAUGUUGGAAACUGAAUUUUGACAGUUGAAGUUUAUUUAUCGUUAUUCUCAAGAUAGUUUGAAAUUGGUUUGUCUAACUUUUCAUAUUUAUCGUGAUUUUUUCAACCCUAAUCGAUGAGAAAAAGGCCAGUUGUUGAAGUGUGUCAUCCCUCAGAUAUUUCACGGUUAUCCUCAGAUUUCUAAUGUAGAUUCCCCGUGAUUUUUAGGUGUGCAUAGUCAAUUUUGAGACAGAUCACAAAGCAAAAUGACCGACAUUCGGCCGUUUUAACACAUAGUAGGUGUAGACUUUUGUACGCCCGUCAAAUGACUGAGUUUCAGGUAUGGUGUCGCCUUCCGCCCGGCCGGCAUUUUGGAGAUCUCCAACAUUUUGCGCGAUCCCUUUGAAACCAAACUUGGUAGGUAUUACGAAGUUUUCAUGAAAAGAAGUUUUGUUCGACUAUUUUCGCAAAAGUUGAUUUUUUGUCCGGAGAUUCACUCCUAUAUUUUGACCGGUUUCUUUGCAACUUGAUAGAAUUUGAAAUUGUGUUUGCCUCAAAAGAAUUUUGAUUUUGAUAUUUCUGCAAAAGUUACUGCCCUUUGUUCAUUCCAGUAUUAUAGGUUUGAUUUUAAGUUAAGUUUCCCAGAAAAACAAAAAAAAAAUGUUUUUUUUAAGUAACAACCUUUGUUUAUUUCUAGUUUGAAUAUUGUUUACAAGUCUUCUACGGCUUCCAAUCAAUUUCUUUGAAACUUGGCAGGCUUUAUAAUCAUGAUAUCAAAUGAUGUUUAAUAAAAUGAAGCCAUUUAAUUACUCGUUUCUCUCAAACUGUUAGAUAAUUGAACAUUGACUUUAAAGUGAAAAGUGAGAUUUAUAGCAUAACCACUUUUUCAUAUUUUAGGAGACAUUGAAAAGACCAAAAAAGAUCAUAUGACCCCAUUGCAACGCUUUGGAUUUUAAAUAUUAUAAGGAAAAAAUAUAUACCUGCUUUUAUCUCACUAAAUUUCGUAAGAGCGACACAUUGUGUAGCCCCUCCUACAGGGUAAGGUGUGGUUUCUCCUUUGUCCUCUGAUCAGCGGAUACUGAAUGUUACUAGAAUAAGGCAUGUUGUAUCUCACCGGAUGUUGAUCGUAGUGCGCGGCGACGUAAAGAGGGCAUUUUCUUUAUUGACCAAAAUGGAUCUUCCGUCCUCAUUGUAACACUUAAAUAUUUCCUUUCUUUCCGCACUGCUCAAUCAUUCUGUGGUUUGUUUUCUUACUAUUAGGUUUCUCCUCGACACCCAUCUUCAUAUGACCUUGGUUGUUGCGAGGACGUUAAUUCCCUAAAAUCAGAACAAAAAUAAUAGAGGGUUACGUAAAACUAUCUUGUGCAUUCAGCAUUAGUAGCAAAGCAAUUUGAAUAAGUUGACUUCGUUGUUCAUGGCAAUAAAUUUUGUUCAUGCAUUUUAGACGACGUCCAUUGCAACGUAACACAUGAAUUGCCUCUCCCAUUGAGCACCUAUUGUGAUUUUACUGUAUCUGUAACUGUUCUACCUGUGAGUAUAUGGUUUGCCUUGCCAUACAUUUGUCAUGUUUUACCAACAGCAUUAUCGGCCCUAUCAUCUGACAAAGUGAAACGAAGGGAAGUACUGUUGAUAGAUCCGAAUGAUACAACCAUUGUACAGUAUCCUGACGUUACUCCGCUUUUAAUAAUCCGUUUUGCAGUACGCCUACUGUAAAAUGUUUCUUUGGUUUUAAACCAUCCAUUCUACCGUGAACUCAUUUCAUGGUGUCGUACCGUAUAAUAACCCUAAUCUAACAAUCGGCUGUGCUGUACCGUAAACUUAUGUUAACCUUUGUUUUUUUAACAUUAGCCAUACCCCAAUUUUAACAUUCCGUUGUGUGGUACCUUAAUAUGACCUCCGUUUUGAUAUUCAGUCGCGAUGUACCGUUAACUUACCCCAGUUUUAACAUUCCGUGGUGCUAUACAGUAAUAUGACCCCAGUUUUAAUAUUUAGUCGCGAUGUACCGUUAUCUUACCCUAGUUUUAACAUUCCGUGGCGAUGUAUCGUGAUAUGACCCCAAUUUUAAUAUCCCGUUUUGCUGUACUGUAAUCUUACCGUAAUUUAACAUUCCUUGUUGCUGUACCGUAAUCUUACCCAGGUUUAACAUUCCUUGGUGCUUUACCGUAAUAUUAAUCCAAUUUUAACAAUCUCUGGUGCCGUACCAUAAUCUUACCCCAGUUUGAAUAUCCCUUAGUGCUUUACCGCAAUCUUAACGUAGUUUUAAUACUCGGUGGCGCUGCACCGUAAUCUUACGGUAAUUUGACUGUGUGAAGUUAGCUCAACAUACGACAUACGACAUUCAACAUGCAAAAAUGUCGUAUGUCGUAUGUUGAGCUCACUUCACAGAGCCUCGAAAUUUAACAUUCCGUGGUGCUGUACCGUAAUAUUAACCAAGUUUAAUAUUCCGUGGUCCUUUACCAUAAUCUUACCCAAGUUAUAAUAUUCCGUGGUCCUUUACCAUAAUCUUACCGCAAUUUAACAUUCCGUGGUGUUGUACCGUAAUAUUUUCCCCAGUUUUAACACUUCUUGGUGCUGUACCGUGAUAUUACCGUAAUUUAACAUUCAGAGGUGCUGUAAUCUUACCCCAGUUUGGAUAUUCCGUGGUGCUGUACCGUAAUCUUACUCCAGUUUUAAUAUCCCGUGGUGCUGUACCGUAAUCUUACCCCCAGUUUGGAUAUUCCUCGGUGUCGUACCGUAAUCUUACCCCAGUUUGGAUAUUCCUCGGUGUCGUACCGUAAUCUUACCCCAGUUUGGAUAUUCCUCGGUGCUGUACCUUGAUCUUACCCCAGUUUAAUAGUCCGUGGUGCUGUACCGUAAUCUUACCCCAGUUUGGAUAUUCCUCGGUGUCGUACCGUAAUCUUACCCCAGUUUGGAUAUUCCUCGGUGUCGUACCGUAAUCUUACCCCAGUUUUAAUAGUCCGUGGUGCUGUACCGUAAUCUUACCCCAGUUUUAAUAGUCCGUGGUGCUGUACCGUAAUCUUACCCCAGUUUGGAUAUUCCUCGGUGUCGUACCGUAAUCUUACCCCAGUUUGGAUAUUCCUUGGUGUCGUAUCGUAAUCUUACCCCAGUUUUAACAUUCCGUGAUGCCGUACAAUAGGCGUUGAUACAUUCCUCGGUACUGAUGAUUCACGUUUCGAUGCAUCUCAGUUUUAGAGGCUACUUAUAUCGUCGUAUAUUUUUCGGUAUGUACAUUUGUUUUCGAUGUAUUAGUAUUUUGAUGUGCCUAUACAGCUAUUUAUUGUUAAGAUGAACACUAUUCAAAUCUUAAUUUGAUUAAUUGAAGUUAAAAAUAAUGAGCAAAUGUCUUAAUAUACGGUUAUUGGCGCGUUAUAGUCAAUUAUUUCUUCAAGAUUUGAAAUUUUCAAAUGAAUCUAUAUUUUUUUUAUCAAAAAAUCAUUUUAAUAGACCUAUCUUUUACAUGUCCUAUAUCUACCCUAUCUGUAUAUAGGCAAAUGCCCGUCCACAAAAUCACUGUUUUGAUCUAAAGAUUGUGUAACACAGUAAAGAAACUGUUCAAAUUAAAUUACAAUAAACAGCAAGAAUUAUG